This is a messenger RNA of Cyphellophora europaea CBS 101466, 3885 nucleotides long. RefSeq lists its product as uncharacterized. The record is from RefSeq and is a predicted model, not a curated record. Gene Ontology annotation, molecular function: ATP binding; protein kinase activity. Bases 1 to 3885 code for a protein of 1294 amino acids. NCBI's taxonomy places the organism in Eukaryota, Fungi, Ascomycota, Eurotiomycetes, Chaetothyriales, Cyphellophoraceae. The transcript has 3 exons. Gene Ontology annotation, biological process: meiotic sister chromatid cohesion, centromeric; protein phosphorylation; mitotic spindle assembly checkpoint signaling.
AUGGCGGCAGGUAAGGAUGAGUUGAUCGACUUCUCGAUCUUGGAGAACUCCAAGGAGAAUAUUCAAUCGCUCCCCGGCGGCCGCAGCGCAAAGCAACUGGCAGCGAUGCUGUCGCCUAAGCCGUUGAACGAUGGCUCAGCCAUGCCGACGCUCGAAGAGACGAAAACCCUCAACGAUGCGAUCCGACAAGAGUAUGAGAUUGAGCUUCAGUCAAUAAGCGACGCAGACGAUCCACUCGACAUAUAUGACCGGUAUGUCAAGUGGACUCUGAAUGCAUAUCCCUCGGCACAGGCGACGCCUCAAUCACAGCUCCUGCCUCUGCUUGAGCGUGCAACCAAAGCCUUCCUCACCUCAUCUCAUUAUAAGAACGACCCUCGAUAUCUGAAGCUGUGGCUGCACUACAUCAGGUUCUUCUCUGAUACACCGAGGGAGACAUUCGCCUUCCUUGCGCGCCAUAGUAUCGGCGACACUCUGGGCCUCUUCUACGAGGAAUUUGCCGCAUGGUUAGAGGGCGCUGGCCGUUGGAACCAGGCGGACGAGGUAUACCAGCUCGGUAUCGAGCGCGAAGCCAGACCGGCCGAACGGCUUAUGAAGAAGUACCAGCAGUUUCAGGCUAGGUUUGAUGCUCGACCACAAAAUGCCGAUGAGCCAUCGUCGCCCGCACUGCCCAAGGUUCGCGCGGCACUGGCUACCAAGAUCGACCCCUUUGCGCCCUCACCAGCGGAGGACCCGCAAGCUGCCGCUCGGCAAGCCGCUACUCGACCCACGACGUCGAGGUCGGGCAAGCCAAAGAUGGCCAUCUUCUCCGAUGGUGACGAUGCACCGGUGCCAGCACAGUCUGCUACCCAGGGCUGGGAUAGCAUCGGUUCAAUGAAGGAGCGAAGGAAGGAAAACACCAUUGAGGCCAAGCCUUGGACUGGAGAGAAGUUGAAAGCCGGUGCAAAGGUCGGGACGGGCUCAAAGAUGGAGAUCUUCCGUGAUCCGUCAUUACGAAAUAACGAAUCGAAAAAGCCUCCGCCGUCCAAAAUCCCUGAUGUUGUCAAUCCCCGGACUGGGCGAGUGGAGCGCGUUGCUGUUGAUAUCGAAUCUAUAUAUCCCAAGUUUCCCAACGAAAAUAUCGAGUUUUGCUUCGAAGAGCUGAGAGCUGCCAGACGAGGCUGGACGGAUCGAGACUGGCGGCGGAAGCCCCAGAGUCCCAUGCGUCCUGUGACUGGCAACGAGCAACGUGCGGCCAAGACAAGGAAGAUUGACAGCUCCGAGGUCGAGAACAUAACCCAGGGUCUUAAGGAGUCCUCGAUAGUUGAUACCUCGACUCAGUCGAUGGUUGGCAUGCCGGAAGGAAAGUCGGGCAAGCCACGGAAGAAGGUUCGUGAAGUCAAGGAAGAGACCAAGACAGUCAAGUUGAGACUCGAGUCGCCUACCGGAGCGAAGAUCAAGAGGAAGGGUUCGUCCGAGCCCACCAUGACCUUCAACAGCAAGGCUGCACACAACGAUAUCUAUGAUAUGUUCAACCAACCUCUUCGGAAACCCGACCGGGACGACACCCAGAGUGGAGACGAGACUGAUUACGGAGACGACACCUACAGUGAAGCUGAAAGCACCGGAACCGGAAGAAUAUCUGCCGCCACUAGUGAGUUCGGCGACGACACUUUGGCUCGCGUUGCUGGGGGAGACGCAGUGGUCGAUUACACACAAGGCUCCCAGCCCACUAGUGUGUCGCCUUGGUCCGAUUUUACCGCCAGCAAGCACGUCCCAAAGUUUGACCUCAAGAAGUCCAUUCAUCGCAAACACUCGUUGAGCGAGGAUCUUACUGAGAAUCUCGAUUCCACACAAGAGCAGACGCAAACAUCUGGUAUUAGUUCGUUUGACACCCAAGCGAUCGCAGCAAUUGCAAACCAAGACUUCAACGACAUGAAGACCCAAGACAUUGCUCGCCUUGCGGGUGAAUUCUCGGACGGUGAAGAUAGCGACCACCAGAAUGAAGAGAUUACGAAUGAAGUUGUCGAAUCCGAAUCCGCCAGCUUAAAGGCGUCCACCGAGCCCGAUUCACCGCAGCAAGUCGAAGUCAAUCACCCUACUCGCUUCAUCCCAUUGCCACCCGAGGACUAUCAGUCCACUCCCGCCCACACAUAUCGCAGCGCCGACGAUGUCGCCCAGAACCGACUCCCCUUCAUGACUCCGAUUGCUGAAGCAACGGAAAGCUCCAUCGGUAGCACAAUCUUCAAGAAUAAGAUCGAAGAUGAUCGCUCCGAGAGCCCUAGCCGUAUCGGCAGCAAGAGCAUUGUCUACGACUCUCCUUCCAAGCUGAAGCUUGAGAAUCUCAUGAUGAGCAGCCCUCAGCAGGGCACUCCUGAGCAGAGCCCGAAGAAAGAGUCCCCUCCCAAGCGUCGUCUCAUCGACACCAUUGAAGAAGAAGAGCUGCUCACCGGCUCCCCUCGCAAGCUCAAGGUCGACCACAAGGCGUCGCUCGGCAGAGCUCUCGCCCUCCAUACAGAAUCAGGCACCCGAACUUUGGAGUCCGCCAAGUCUUCUGUCUCCAAGGCUGCGGCCCCUGAGCCCAAGAUCCCCGAUUCUCCAAUCAUCACGAUGUCGGAAUGCCUCCCCAUGACGUCGGGAAUCCGUACUACUAUCAUGGAACGCCUCGAGGUUCGUUUGACCGAAUAUGAAGGCUAUCACGAGGACCAGGGUAAGAUCUGCGACAAAUGGGAUGCAUUGAGGAAGAUUCCCAACAAGAACUCCACCGGGUCGCCCAAGAAGAAGAAAUCGUCUGAAGUCGAGCUCGACUUUGAGAAUUCCUCCAGAGUCUACGCUGUCAAGCGGUUGCUCGGCAGAGGCGCCUUCGCCAGCGCCUUCCUCGUCAAAUCCACGGACCGAGAUGCAGCAGUGGCUACCCCUGCUGGCACGCCAUCGACGUCUCCCCGCAAGUCGAUUGCAGCUCUCUCCCGUUCUGUCUCGCCAGUCGAGGAAAUCACUGGUCGCGCCGACUACGAGUGCAUCAAGAUGGAAUCUGAGCCUGAGAGCCGAACCAUGCCCUGGGAAUUCCAUGUUAUUCGAUUGGUCGCAUCUCGCAUCACCGCAGCUGGCAACCCUCGCGUCUUGCAGUCUCUUGUCUGUGCACACGAGUGCCACAUCUUCCCCGAUGAAGCGUACCUGGUUCUCAGCUACUCUCCACAGGGCAACAUGAUCGAGCUUGUCAACACUUUCCGCGCCUCGACCGAGAAUACCAGCAACCUGACGGGAUUGGAGGAGUCCGUCGUAGCCUUCUUUGCCAUCGAGGCGCUGCGCACUAUGGAGGCUCUGCAUGCCGUCGGGGUCUUGCACGGCGACAUCAAGGCCGACAACUGCAUGGUUCGCUUCGAUCCGAAAGUCGAGGUCGUCGGGCCCUACAACAAGGACGGCGCCAACGGCUGGGCCUCCAAAGGUCUGAAGUUCAUCGACUUCGGCCGCUCCGUCGACACCAAGUGCUUCUCGCCCGACACCAAGUUCAAGGCCGACUGGACGGGCUCCCCUCAGGACUGCCCCCAGAUCCGCCACAACAAGCCCUUCAAGUGGGCCAUUGACUGGUACGGCACCGCCGGCAUGCUCAACGUCCUCCUGGUCGGCAACCACCUCGAGUACUACUCCAACGUCCUCGCCGACGGCUCCGUCGAGCACAUGCCCAAGGAGAAGCCCAAGCGCUGGUUCGACCGCCCCCUGUGGGCCGAGGUCUUCCAGGUCCUGCUCAACAAGGGCGACUGUCCCGACGACGACGUCCGUGUCGCCGAGCUGGCUCGUGUGCGUGCUCUGCUGGAGGACUGGCUCGAGAAGGAGGGAGAGUCCGAGAAGCACGACUUGCGCGGCAAGUUGCGUGCUGCCGAGGCGUUGGUCGCUGCGCGCAAGGAGUGA